Molecule: messenger RNA, 4987 nt
Organism: Lutra lutra (Eurasian river otter)
Lineage: Eukaryota; Metazoa; Chordata; Mammalia; Carnivora; Mustelidae
Gene: NR5A2
Product: nuclear receptor subfamily 5 group A member 2
Exons: 8
Coding region: 219-1844 (541 amino acids)
Biological process (GO): regulation of transcription by RNA polymerase II; hormone-mediated signaling pathway; tissue development
Cellular component (GO): RNA polymerase II transcription regulator complex
Molecular function (GO): nuclear receptor activity; zinc ion binding; RNA polymerase II cis-regulatory region sequence-specific DNA binding
Source: RefSeq, a predicted model, not a curated record
UAAUGCUGGAAAAAGUACAGAGUUCAGGGAAAGACUUAACUUGUAACUUUCUGCAUUCUUGGAUUUUUUUUUUUUUUUGCUAUUUUUUUAACUUUCACUGAGGAUUACUGUAGUCUCAUGUGUCCUCCCAAGGGUCACAAAAUUUGACAAGCUGUACUUUUUCUUGUGCUCAAUGAUUUCUGCUUUAAACCAAAGGACCACCUAUAAUUUUACUAAGAAUGUCUUCUAAUUCGGAUACUGGAAAUUUACAAGAUUCUCUAAAGCACGGAUUUACGCCUAUUGGUGCUGGGCUUCCGGACGGACACGGACCCCCUAUCCCCGUCCGCGGCCGCCCUGUCAUGCUGCCCAAAGUGGAGACGGAAGCCCUGGGACUGGCUCGAUCGCAUGGGGAACAGGGGCAGAUGCCGGAAAACAUGCAAGUGUCUCAGUUUAAAAUGGUGAAUUACUCCUAUGAUGAAGAUCUUGAAGAGCUCUGUCCAGUGUGUGGGGAUAAAGUGUCUGGAUACCAUUACGGACUCCUCACCUGUGAAAGCUGCAAGGGAUUUUUUAAGCGAACAGUCCAAAAUAAUAAAAGGUACACAUGUAUAGAAAACCAGAACUGCCAAAUUGAUAAAACACAAAGAAAGCGUUGUCCUUACUGUCGAUUUCAAAAAUGUCUGAGUGUUGGAAUGAAGCUAGAAGCGGUAAGGGCUGACCGAAUGCGCGGGGGAAGGAAUAAAUUUGGGCCAAUGUACAAGAGAGACAGGGCCCUAAAGCAACAGAAAAAAGCCCUCAUCCGAGCCAAUGGACUUAAGCUAGAAGCCAUGUCUCAGGUGAUCCAAGCAAUGCCCUCUGAGCUCACCAUCUCUUCUGCAAUUCAGAACAUCCAUUCUGCCUCUAAAGGCCUACCUCUGAACCACGCUGCCUUGCCUCCUACAGACUAUGACCGAAGUCCCUUUGUAACAUCCCCCAUUAGCAUGACAAUGCCACCUCACGGCAGCCUGCAAGGUUACCAAACAUACAGUCACUUUCCCAGCCGGGCCAUCAAGUCCGAGUACCCAGACCCCUACACCAGCUCACCAGAGUCGAUCAUGGGCUAUUCCUACAUGGAUAGUUACCAGACGAGCUCCCCGGCAAGCAUCCCACAUCUGAUAGUGGAACUUCUGAAGUGCGAGCCCGAUGAGCCCCAAGUCCAGGCCAAAAUCAUGGCCUAUUUGCAGCAAGAACAAGCUAACCGAAGCAAGCAUGAAAAGCUGAGCACGUUUGGGCUUAUGUGCAAAAUGGCUGAUCAGACCCUUUUCUCCAUCGUUGAGUGGGCCAGGAGUAGUAUCUUCUUCAGAGAACUUAAGGUUGAUGACCAAAUGAAGCUGCUUCAGAAUUGCUGGAGUGAGCUCUUAAUUCUCGACCACAUUUACCGACAAGUGGUACACGGAAAGGAAGGAUCCAUCUUCCUGGUUACUGGGCAACAAGUGGACUAUUCCAUAAUUGCCUCCCAGGCCGGGGCCACCCUCAACAAUCUCAUGAGUCACGCACAGGACUUAGUGGCAAAGCUACGCUCUCUGCAGUUUGAUCAACGAGAGUUUGUGUGUCUGAAAUUCUUGGUGCUCUUUAGUUUAGAUGUCAAAAACCUUGAGAACUUCCAGCUGGUAGAAGGUGUCCAGGAACAAGUCAAUGCCGCCCUGCUGGACUAUACGAUGUGCAACUACCCACAGCACACAGAGAAAUUCGGGCAGCUGCUUCUUCGACUACCCGAAAUCCGGGCCAUCAGCAUGCAGGCUGAGGAAUAUCUCUACUACAAGCACCUGAACGGGGAUGUGCCCUACAAUAACCUCCUUAUUGAAAUGUUGCAUGCGAAAAGAGCUUAGGUUCCAGUCCCUAGAAGCUCUGCUUUCAAAACAAAAAGAGAUUGGUGGGGGGGAAAAGACAGGAAGAAAGAAAAAAAAAAAUACUCUGAACUGCUCUAAGCAACACUAAUUAAAAACUUGGUUUAAAGAUAUUGAGUUUAAAACGGCAUAAUAAUCAAAUACUUACUAGCAAAUAAAUGAUGUAUCAGGGUAUUUGUAUUGCAAACUGUGAAUCAAAGGCUUCACAUCCCCAAAGGAUUCCAUAUAAAGACACUGUAACGGAGUGGAUUGAACUCCUGGAUGGAUACCAACACCAUACUGGAAUAAAAACGGACGGAACAAUUCUUGUAUAGUUAAACUGAUCUCCGCUGUGAAGAAAUUUAGAAACUGAUCUGUGUUAUUAAUUAGGCUUCUACAGCAGGGGAUUUGAGCUUAUGGAAUGCCUCCACGGUAAAGCUGAACUAAAACGACUCAAAAAAAAAAAAAAAAAAUCCAUCGGCUGCGCCUGUAAUAGCCCUUCCCUCUUCCUUUCAAGGACCCAGCACCUUCUGUCCUGUGAUCACGGAAUCUGUCCUUAUGGACUUGUGCUCAGCCACACCCACUAGUAGCUCCACCAAAUCAUGAAAAGCCUAAUUUUGAAUGUUUGUGUCUUAGACCUGCAAACAGUUGAUAAGAACAGUCUGUAAUAUGUUAGCUUGCCAUUUUAAAUAUGUUCUGGGUUGUUCUGUCAUGUGUUCAUGUAAAAAAAAGAAAAGCAGGCAGUAUCCCUCUUCUGACCUUAUAUAAGCAUUAAUUAAUAUUAAGGGAAAGGACUACAAACUUAAAACAAAUGCUCCAUAGCUAAAGCACGCUAGACCUUAUUUCUGCUUCUGUUACUGAAAUGUGGCUUUGGCGUUGUCAGAUUUCAUGAAAAUUUCUUGCCAAAAGGCUCGUUAGGGUACAUCCAUCUUUUGAACCAUCAAAGUUUGUAGUUCGUUUGAAAAUAAAACCUGAGACAUAUUUUAAUCUGGGAUGUCAAAUAGUCACAGUGCUAAGUAGUUUAAAGUAAAACCGAAGCAUGUUAAACUAUGCAAAAAGAAAGGAAAUGUGAGCUUGUCAAUUGUCUCAAGUCUCCUAUUUGUUGCAGUUGAACACCCCCUUAACAUAGAAUGGCAACAGUGAUGCCUACAGAUGGACUGGAAAGAUACUAAAGCAAUCCCAAUCUUCCCCAAGAGGUGAAGGAAGAGAGUGAUACUGACCUUUCUGAGUCAUAGACCAAAGUCUGCUCUAGAACAAAUAUUGAAGGACAAAGACUUGCAAAACAAACUCUCCCAACAACGAUAGCAGUAUUAUUGACAUGUAAUGCCACAGGUAUGGAAGUCUUGCCUUAUUUCACAAUUCUGAGAGGUAGCUGUGCAGAUGUGGAUCAACAUUUGUUUAAAAUAAAGUAUUAAUACUCUCAAGUCAAAAGAUAGUGUUUACAUUCUUUAGGUCCUGUGGGGGGAGGGAGGGAAAACUGAUAUUACAAAAUAGCUAAAGCAGUAAUUUCCUUAAUGUUAUUUUUCUGAUUGGUAAUUAUUUUUAACAGUACUUAAUUAUUGUAUGUCGUGAGACACUAAAAUCAACCACGGGAAUCUCAUUUAGACUUUGAUUUUUUUUUUUUUUUUUGAGAUUAUCAGCGGCACAAUCACUUGUAAAAACUGUAAAAACUGAAAAGUAUCUCCUAGUCCCUUAAUUUUUUUCAUAAAUGUUUCAGGCUUUUGAAUAGUUUAUUUAUAUUGUAUAUCAUAGUUUCAACUGUAGACAAUGAUGAUGCUAAUUUAUUGUUCCUUGGUUUCACCUUUGUAUAAGAUAUAGCCAAGACUGAAGAAACCAAAUAUAUGUGUUUACUGUAGCAUGUCUUCAAGUUAGCAGAACAUAGUUCAGGGACAGAGAAGGGUCUUAAUGAAUUAAAAUCAUCCACUUGAUUAAAUGUCUGUAAAUCUACAUAAUUACCACUGUAGUUUAUUUAAUAUCUAUUGUAAAUUAUGUGACUUGUAGUUUCCUCUGUUUUCAAGUAAGUUUAACAAGGGUGGAGUCUUCCCUGGUUUCCUCUACAAGCAUUGUAAGUUGUAUACCAAAGAUAUGAGUUACUACUUCUGUGUGUACAAAAGGAUUAUUUUAUUAUUUUUUUAAUCGCCUCUAAUAUUCGUCCACAUGAAGGGUACACGUUCGCUAAGCGGAGUGUUCACAGCUCCUCAAUGCAAAGUCUCAGUCACCUGUAAUCACAGUUCAAAGGACAAAGAAAAAAGAGCUGAUCAGAGUCCAUGUCCAAAGCUUUAAGUGGACCGGCAGUAUCCUUACUCUCCCCUGUUAAAAACCAACUUGGCUAGAAGACCUGUGGAGAGGAAUGGAUGUUGUCAACACUGAAAUGGUUGCGUCCUGUAUGUGGAACAUGGGUGGCGGCAAUUACGAGAUUGGUGGGAUAGUUAUUUGGAGUGUCUUUAACAUUGCAAAAACAAAAAACAAAGAACAAACCCCUAAGUACAUUGAUUCUGAAAGUCCAUUUUCUCUUAUUUUAAAUAACACAGUAGUACUCUCCGCUGAAAAUAAAACCUAGGAAAUGUCAAUUACUGGUAUGUUGUUAAACUAGCAAAUUCCAUCCUAAGUGCAGUUAGAAAGAAAGACGGGCAACACAGAGAGUUAGGUCCACACUCGUGGUGACAUCAAGAAAAGAAAUUGAAAAAACAAAAACAAAAACAAAAAAACCCACACCAGAAAUUGAUAAACAAGAAUGUACCCCAGCGGACUGUGGUCCAUCCACGGUUGGCCAGGGAUCUUUCUCUAGUGCUCGUUGUUAACCCGUCUGCCACGAGACAUUUCCUUAGCAACUGCCUUACCAGUUACAGGAUUCAUUAGUAAAAGCAGACUCAGAUAUAAACUUUUUUUGGCUUAGCGUGGUUCAUUAGAGUUGGUCUCUGUUUGUCAACAGACAAUCUGUCAUGUCUGAACAUUUGUACUGCAGAUCCACAGCUACCUUGGACCUGAAUCCAUGCAAUGUUUCGAGUGUGAAGUCGGUUACUUGUUGGCGUUUUCUUACUGUAUCGGUGAAAUAACACAAUGUCAUGUCAGUUCUUGUCAGGAAUUUCUGGACAAAAUGGGUUUUUUUUUCAGUAUUUCAAUAAAUAUUGAUAUGCCCAGCCUGA